AUGUCGACCAACCUACGGCCUAUCAGGCCUCGAGGCUAUGCAGACGACAGGCCGAUACCUGAAUACCCCCUCAGCCCCAUUAACAAGGGCCCCAAGGGACGAAUAGCUUGCGGAUCAUGCAGGAAGCUGCGCCAAAAGUGUGACGGCCAACGGCCUGCGUGUAGUCGUUGCCAAACGACGAAGCACGACUGUGUGUACGAGGUUGAUUACGGCGAAACCAGGAUGCAGGGUAUCCGCCGAGCCAACCGCCAAUUAAUCGACCAGGUCGAUACCUUCAAAUCGCUGUUCCGGCUGUUAAAAUCAGCCACAGACGAUACCAAGGCACAGAUACUGGCUCGUUUGGCUGCGGAUGAUCCACCGGAACUCAUCCUGAGGAAUCUAAAAGAGGGUAGGGAUGCGGGCCGGAAAUGGAGCAACGCCACUUCAAGCGACGAGUCCAGAACUGAAGAGAGCCCGCAGUCUUCUCACAAGUCCUCGGUAGAUGUCAAGAUUGAACCGGAUGACGACGUCCCGCUCCCACCGGGGAUCGUGCCGUGGCACAUUGAAAAGAUGCACUACCUUCUUCAAAGAGUCGGCAGGAUUGAUCUUAACUCGGGCUCAUUGGGGUCCCAAGAGAAUGCUAACAACCUUCUCAUGGUAGAAGAUGAAGACCGGAAGAGUACUGAAUUCAUCCAGUCAGUUAUUUUGGCUGACCGACGAGCACACUCGGAUUAUCUACUUCCACCUGGCGCCGUGGAAGGCUUUGGAAACCUGCCCUUAUCAAGCGCAAUAAGGGCAAAUCACUAUCCCCCAGCAGUGCAAGCGCGGCAACUCCUCAACAUGAAGACAGAAGAGUACCGUUUGCCCUCCUUCAUGGCUUCGGACGGGAGCCCGCUAUCGAACAUCUUUUACAGUUACCGGGAUGCCGCAAUGGAAAUGCUCUCCAACGGCGUGCCUUCUUAUCAGGUUUUGGGACCUUCAGACCACGUUGACAUAGAGCUCUUCUUCCGUGAACGAGAAGCCCAUGACGCCUAUGAUAUUCACUCUUGGGCUUGCGAAUUGGUCAAAAAUAUUGACGGAUACGAUACGUUCGUUAAACUGGCGUCGGCUGCUCUUUACACGACAUACAUGCGGUGGACGAUUCUACCCACAGCAACAAACUACGCGCGGAUGCCGGAGAUGAUCCGGCCGACAAAGCAACAACGAUUGAUGCCUCAUCGUAUGACGAUUGAUCUGGUGCCACAUCCUGCCAUCCGCAAUGCCUUGAUCGACCGGUUUCGAGAUUGGCUCUCGCCCGGGACGACAGAUACCGGGGGCACCUCCGUGGGCUGGCCUUACAGCCUCGAUGCCGCUGUAGACGUGUGUCCCCUGACGGGACGCAGGAUGCUGAGCCGCGCCUUUUACGAACACGCCACGAAUGGUUUGAACUGGAGUCUGGAUAAGUCGAUCCGUGCCAUAUUUCCCGAGAUUGAGGCCAUGGGUUUCAAAAUCAGGGAUUGA
This is a messenger RNA of Colletotrichum truncatum, 1479 nucleotides long. RefSeq names its product bZIP transcription factor. Gene Ontology annotation, molecular function: zinc ion binding; DNA-binding transcription factor activity, RNA polymerase II-specific. The record is from RefSeq and is a predicted model, not a curated record. Gene Ontology annotation, biological process: regulation of DNA-templated transcription. Lineage: Eukaryota; Fungi; Ascomycota; Sordariomycetes; Glomerellales; Glomerellaceae.